This is a messenger RNA of Kwoniella shivajii, 1410 nucleotides long. RefSeq lists its product as uncharacterized. Gene Ontology annotation, molecular function: cysteine-type deubiquitinase activity. The record is from RefSeq and is a predicted model, not a curated record. Bases 1 to 1410 code for a protein of 469 amino acids. Gene Ontology annotation, biological process: protein deubiquitination. NCBI's taxonomy places the organism in Eukaryota, Fungi, Basidiomycota, Tremellomycetes, Tremellales, Cryptococcaceae. Gene Ontology annotation, cellular component: nucleus. The transcript has 8 exons.
AUGGAUCUAGUACCAUACAUGUAUUUCGAAAAGCAAGAAGCUGGUUCUCAAUUGUGUGCCCAGCAUUGUUUGAACAAUAUCCUCCAACAAUUCACUUAUACCGAAUUUGAUCUGGCCGAAAUAGCUCAGAGGUUGGACCAAGCAGAGAACGCUGCACUGGAUCAAGCACAUCAGUUGAAGAAAUCAUAUAACCUAGAUGAUACGGGAUACUUCUCAAUUUCAGUUUUGGAACGUGCGUUGGAGGUUUGGGAUUUGACGUUGGUCAGAUGGAGAGGUGAAGCUAUGAGGGAAUAUCAAGAACAUCCAGAGGAACAAGUGGCAUUCAUCUUGAAUCUUUCAUCACAUUGGUUACCACUCAGAAGGUUUUCAACUUAUCCACCUCACCAGUCAGCUACAAAAAGAUGGUAUAACCUAAAUUCGUUCCUUCCUCAACCGGAAUGGAUUUCACCCACUUAUCUUAGACUCGUACUUACUCAAGCUGAAGAAGAAGGAUAUUCAGUUUUCGUAGUUAGGAAAGCUAGGUCUGGGACGGGAGAAGGUCAAGAUGCAGGUGAAGGUCAAGGCUGGGGAGAUGGUGGGAUUGGCAUUCUACCUGAAUGUUUAGCCGAUACAAUGACUAUCGAAUUGGGAGAACCGGUAGGAAGGUCAGGUGCGACAAACGCCAGUGGUGGUGUUGGUGGAAUUACCAAAGGAGGCAGUAAUGCUGGACCGUCUCAAGCAGGAACAUCUAUCAAUCCUGACACUCCCACUGUCGAUUUCCCUUCAUCCUCUUUCCCUGCCGGUCCAUCCUCGCCACCUGCAAGACGUAAAAAGAGACAAGAAGAUCUGAUUCCGUCGGAUCCAAUUGAUGAGGAUUCAUUCGCUAAACCAGCGGUCACACGUACUCGACAAUCUUCCAAUAGAUCAACACCUGGUAUCGCUACAGGUGCUGGCGUUGGAGACGGUGACAUAUUCGAUAAUCAAACAUUCCCAAUGGGUAAUGAGAACGACGUUGAUGACGGAGAUGAAUCUAUACAUUCAGAAGAAGUCUUCCCUACGAUACAAAAUGGCAGGGAAGAAUUAUACGGCGCCGGUGCUGGUGGAAUUGGAUAUGGUGGUCCGACUGAUUUCCAAUUCAAUUCAAGAAGUUAUGAUGAUGAGGAUGAAGCUCUUCAAGCUGCUUUAAAAGCAAGUAUGGCUGAUCUACCUGAUGAUUGGGAGGCUCCACCCGAACUGCCACCAAAAACAAAAACACCAAUAUUGAAGUCCCCGCAACCUACCGUGACCACAUCUCAGUCUCAGUCUGAACCACGACCUGAAGUGGAGAAGAAAGAUGAAAACAUGGUGGAAGAUGAUGAAGAUGAUGCUCCGGCCGCUGAGCCUUCUCCUGAUGAAAUUAGAAGAAGAAGAUUAGCCAAGUUCGGACAGUAG